Messenger RNA from Globicephala melas (long-finned pilot whale), 8741 nucleotides. It is a transcript of the gene RET, whose product is annotated as ret proto-oncogene. The record is from RefSeq and is a predicted model, not a curated record. Lineage: Eukaryota; Metazoa; Chordata; Mammalia; Artiodactyla; Delphinidae. Gene Ontology annotation, molecular function: ATP binding; calcium ion binding; transmembrane receptor protein tyrosine kinase activity. Gene Ontology annotation, cellular component: axon; plasma membrane; signaling receptor complex. Gene Ontology annotation, biological process: protein phosphorylation; homophilic cell-cell adhesion; cell surface receptor protein tyrosine kinase signaling pathway.
CGUGUACGUGCGGGCAAAUAUGCAUAUUUGUGUGUUCAGACGGAGGAAGGCCCCAGCUCCCAGCAGAGCGGGAGGCUUUCUUCCUCUCCAGACCCUGGAGCGUAGAGGAGGAGGGCCGUUUCCGAACUCUUCCGAGAGAAAGUGCUGGGUUGCAGGGUGUGCACAGUUCACCUCUUCUAGGAAAUGCCAAGUUGUUCCACCAGUGGUCCAGGUAAAGGCCGUUUCCGUCCUGGGAAAUGUGGCUGGUCAGGAGGCAGGAGAGAGCCUGCGCCGUCCUGCAGGCCACAGAGACCAACGAUGGGCAGCUCUGGACGGGACGAAGCCUGCAGGCCAGCACUCCCGUGAGAGCUCCCCUUACACAGGUGGGAUCUGCCUGGCGUGUCAGCCACCCAUGAGGACAGUCUGUGACACGUGUCACCUGAGCUCGCUCAGGGUGAAGACUUGAAAUACUGCGUCUCAAGCCUGUCAGACUAGAACUUAUCCCAUCAGCAUUCCUGGGUCUCCAGCUGCCAACUGCAAAUCUUGGGACUUCUCAGCCUCCACAAUCAGUCCGGCUGCUGAAGGAGGAGAAGAGCACCUUGGAGAGCGACAUGGACCCUGAGCCUCCAGCGGACGUGCCCUGCAGACCCGCCUACAGCCUCCAGAGGCCUGCCCUGCGGAGACCAAGGGGUCGGGGUGUGAUCUCAGCUACUCCCCUGCCCCUGCCCCGGCAGCCCCACAAAACCCCUUGGCCUGGACGGAGGAGCUGGUGCACACACCCCCUGCAGCGGAGGGCAGGUUCUGAAGCUGGUGCUCUCCAUCUUCCCAGGCUGGAAAAUCUCAGGAGGUUCCAGGGAAAAAGGCAGUUCCCCCAGAUGUGCCCACACCCAGCAGCUGAGGCCUGAACAGAGCUCAGAUUUCAGCCAUGAGAGUAACUGUCUCUCUAACUCCUGGCACCAGGCUGGGCUGCUUGGGCCCGCCUCCUCAGGGACCUUCACAGCUGCUUCCUGAGUAGUUGGGGAAGAGGUCACCUCUGAGGUUACCGGCUUCCCUGAGGUCCCUCCACUAAGUGGGCUGAACCCCGAGGUCUCCCUCCUGCCCCACCCCAGUCAGCUCAGUGACAUCUCCCAGCACCUUCUCCGGGCGGGUGUGGCCCUCAGCACUCGUCAUGCAUGUUCAUCCUCACAGCGAGCCUGAGAAGGAGGUAGAGUUGUUACCCUGUUUUACGGAGGAAUAUUCUGAGAACCUUGAGAGGCUGAGCCACUUGUCAGGGUCGGGCACCAGGGAGCGGGGCCUCUGAGUUUCCAAAAUGCUUAGACAGCCUGUGACACAUUCUUUUUAACAAGAAGUCCGAACUGUGCUGCCUCUCCACCCCAGACCCCUCGGUCCCCGAGGAUCAGCUCCACACACGCACGUGCACACGUGCAUGCACACGCACACCUGCAGGGGAGCCCACCCUCCACCCACCCACAGGCGGCCAUUCCCCAGGCUCCAGGGAGCAAAUUACAUCACAGGAAAUCGCAGUGUGAGGGACGUCCCCAGUGGAAGGUAUGAGAACACAUGUGGCAGAGCGGCGGGCCAGGCCCAGCUGCUUCAGAUGUCUGCCACAGCUGGAGGGCCACCAGGCGCAGGGCCCGGUGCGUCUCGUCAGGGGCAGGGCCUCAGCUGAGGGUCCACAGAGCCAUAGCUGCACAGGCCUUCCAGCCAGCAUGGGCCCUGUUGCUUCUCCACUCGGGAGUGCCCCUCCAGGGCAUGGGGGCUUCAAGGCAGUGUUUCCUCAUCUGUACAAUGGGGAGAAGACCAGCACCAUGACCUUCAGUGAACGGAGCCCACGCAGGUAAGGGCCUCACGGUGCCUGGCUUGGAGGCGCGAGGAACGAUGUCGAUGACAACGGGAAACUCGGCCUCUGCCUUCAAUGAGCUGGCAGCCUGCGAAGGGGGGCGAAACUGACGUGCCUGAAGCCGCGACCACUCAGUGCCCGGGCCGGACAGGUGAGCCCCCACCUCUCUUAGCAGAGAGAAGGCGAACAAGUCAAUAAGGAAGAUACCGGCCGACGCUGAGGGGCAGGCACAGAGAAGGGGACGGACAGGCUAAGGGGACAGAGAUUGCUGGGAGGCGUGAUUCACACAGAAUGGCCGGGAGUGCUCGGGGAGGGCCUCUCUGGAGAAGCGACAGCUGGGCUCAAGCUGAAGAGAGCGAUAAAGCCAGAGGUGAGGAGAAAGGGGACCCGACAAAAGAAAAGUACAGGGGCCAGAGGCCAGAAGGACGGGCGGCAGUGUAGUCCCAGGGAAGGAAGUGGCUGAAGAAGGAGAGGGGCCAGGAGGCCACGAAGGGCCCUGGGGGCCAAUGGAAGGAAUGCGGAAUUUAUUCUACCGGCGACAGGAAGCUACUAAGAGACACGCAUGAAGGUGCAUCAGGAUCGGACUGUCUUUUGGAAAGUUAGCUCUGGCUAAUGUGUGCGUGAGUGGGGGAGGCGCUGGGGACGCCCAGAGGGGAGCAGGGAGGCCAGGGAGAGGCUUCCGCGCUGCUCUCGGACAGAGGUGAUGGUGCUGUCCCCUCCCUUUCUUCGCCCGCCCCCCUCCUGUGAGGAUGCCAGAGUUGCCCGGGCCUGACCCCUCAGGCAGGCUCUCAGCACCUGGGACUCCGCCCCCACCCCCAUAUGCUGACAAGACUAAAACUUUGUCCACAGGGGAGCUUCCUGGCAGUUGGGCUCAUCCCCACCUCGGGCAGGUGGGCUCUGGGCUGCAGCAGGGAGGCAUCCCCACCCCAUCCCACCUACUCAGCCUGCAUGGCCCCCUGGGCCGCCACAGGCCCAGCUCAGUCUCCUAAUGGCAAACGUUUAGCCCUUUCCUGGUGACUGAGACAGAGGAUCCCUAAUUGUCAGCAGCUGAUCUCAAUUAAAAUAGAAACGCCUCCCGUGAUUUGCAGGUGGGAGCUGGAGUGGAGAGCUUGGGGAUGUUUACACAGACUUGGAAGGAUACUGCCCGAAAUGGGUCCACAGGAGUGAAAGCAAUUUAUCUCGAUGAGUUGGGCCCGUGGGUGAUUUAAUUAAGGCCAAACCAGUCCUGGGCUUUGGCCCUCCCUGCCGGGCGUUGCGGGAUGACGGUGCUGAGCCGGCCCUUCUUUUCUCCUCUCCAGGACAUGAAGGUAGGAACACAGUCUCGGCAAGUGCCGAUGUUCCCACUGCUUACCAGCUCGGGUUCCAGGACCUCGUACCUAGACUGCAUUCCAGGCAUAGCGGGGAACACGGGGACCCCUAGGAUGCUGCCCUGCGGAGGGUCAAGCAUGUAUGUACGGUAGCUGGCUUCCCCAGAGCAGUGCGUGGAGGGAGGGAAUGAGGUGGCCGUGAAGCUCAGGACAAGACGCCUCAUCAGGGCUGUGCUGUUCUUCCCUGCCUCCUGAUCGUGGAGAUACAUGCAUCACUCUGGGGCUGUGAGGAGGACAGAAGAGGUUGAGGACAAAGGUGGGAGCCCCACAGGAGGCCACUGCAACGGCCUGGGGAGGACUGCAGCUUGGACCAAGGUGGCCAUGACCAACACAGCCCCACUGGGACUCUACUUCUCAAGGGAUGCUUACUGGGAGAGGCUGUACGUGGACCAGCCGGCCGGCAUGCCCCUGCUCUACGUCCACGCCCUGCAGGACGUCCCCGAGGAGGUGCCCAGCUUCCGCCUGGGCCAGCACCUCUACGGCGCCUACCGCACACGGCUGCACGAGAACGACUGGGUCCGUAUCCAGGAGGACACGGGGCUUCUCUACCUUAACCGGAGCCUGGACCACAGCUCCUGGGAGAAGCUCAGCAUCCGCAACGGUGGCUUCCCGCUGCUCACCGUCUACCUCCAGGUCUUCCUGUCGCCCGCGUCCCUUCGUGAGGGCGAGUGCCAGUGGCCGGGCUGUGCCCGAGUGUACUUCUCCAUCAUCAACGCCUCCUUCCCGGCUUGCGGUGCCCUCAAACCCCGGGACCUCUGCUUCCCCGAGAUGGGCCUGUCCUUCCGCAUUCGGGAGAACAGGCCUCCCGGCACCUUCCACCAAUUCCGCCUGCUGCCUGUGCAGUUCCUCUGCCCCAACGUCAGCGCAGCCUACAGGCUUCUGGGAGGUGAGAGUCUGCCCUUCCGCUGCACUGUGGACAGCCUGGAGGUGAGCACGCGCUGGGCCCUGGACCGCGAGAAGCGGGAGAAGUAUGAGCUGGUGGCUACGUGCACGGUGCGUGUCGGCACGCGUGAGGAGGAGGUGAUGGUGCCCUUCCCCGUGACCGUGUACGACGAAGAUGACUCUGCGCCCAGCUUCCUCGGGGGCGUCGACACCGCCAGCGCCGUGGUGGAGUUCAAGCGGAAGGAGGGCACUGUUGUGGCCACACUACGCGUCUUCGAUGCAGAUGUGGUACCAGCAUCCGGGGAGCUCCUGAGACGGUACACAAGCACGCUGCUCUCCGGGGACGCCUGGGCCCUCCAGACCUUCCGAGUAGAGCACUCGCCCAACGAGACCUUGGCCCAGGCCAACGGCAGCUUUGUGCGGGCAACCGUGCAUGACUACAGGCUGGUUCUCAACCGGAGCCUCCCCAUCUCAGAGAGCCGGGCCGUGCAGCUGGCCGUGCUGGUCAACGACUCGGACUUCCAGGGCCCGGGGGAGGGCGUCAUCCUCCUCCACUUCAACGUGUCUGUGCUACCCGUCAGCCUGCGCCUGCCCAGCACCUACUCCUUUGCCGCGAGCAGGCGGGCCCGCCGCUUCGCCCAGAUUGGGAAAGUCUGUGUGGAAAACUGCCAGGAGUUCAGUGGCAUCCACGUGCAGUACAAGCUGCAGCUCUCCAGCGCCAACUGCAGCGCCCUGGGGGUGGUCACCUCGGCCGAGGACACCACGGGGACCCUGUUCGUGAACGACACGGAGGCCCUGCAGCGGCCCGAGUGUGCCCAACUCCAGUACACGGUAGUGGCCGUCGAACGGCCAACCCGCCGGCAAGCCCAGGCCCCACUGCUCGUCACACUGGAGGGGACAUAUGUGGCAGAGGAGCCAGGCUGCCCCUUGUCCUGCGCGGUCAGCAAGAGGCGGCCCGAGUGUGAGGAAUGCGGCGGCCUGGGCUCUCUGACGGGCAGGUGCGAGUGGAGACAGGGAGACGGCAAAGGGAUCACCAGGAACUUCUCCACCUGCUCCCCCAGCAUCAAGACCUGCCCCGACGGCCACUGUGACGCCGUGGAAAGCAGAGACGCCAACAUCUGCCCCCAGGACUGCCUCCGGGGCGGCAGCAUCAUUGGUGGGCACGAGCCUGGGGAGCGCCGGGGGAUUAAAGCCGGCUUCGGUAUCUGCAACUGCUUCCCGGAGGAGAAGAAGUGUUUCUGCGAGCCGGAAGACAGCCAAGACCCUCUGUGUGACGAGCUUUGCCGCACAGUGAUCGCGGCAGCCGUGCUCUUCUCCUUCAUCGUGUCCGUGCUGCUGUCCACCUUCUGCAUCCACCGCUACCACAAGAACGCCCACAAGCCGCCCAUCGCCUCAGCUGAGAUGACCUUCCGCCGGCCUGCCCAGGCCUUUCCGGUCAGCUACUCCUCAUCCAGUGCCCGCCGGCCCUCGCUGGACUCCGUGGAGAACCAGGUCUCUGUGGACACCUUCAAGAUCCCGGAGGAUCCAAAGUGGGAAUUCCCUCGGAAGAACUUGGUUCUUGGAAAAACUCUGGGAGAAGGAGAAUUUGGAAAAGUGGUCAAGGCAACGGCCUUCCGGCUGAAAGGCAAAGCAGGGUACACGACUGUGGCUGUAAAGAUGCUGAAAGAGAACGCCUCGGCGAGCGAGCUGCGGGACCUGCUGUCAGAGUUCAACCUCCUGACGCAGGUCAGCCACCCGCAAGUCAUCAAGCUAUACGGGGCCUGCAGCCAGGACGGGCCGCUGCUCCUCAUUGUGGAGUAUGCCAAGUACGGCUCCCUGCGGGGCUUCCUCCGAGAGAGCCGCAAGGCGGGGCCCGGCUACGUGGGCAGCAGAGACAGCCGCAACUCCAGCUACCUGGACAACCCGGAGGAGCGGGCCCUGACCAUGGGCGACCUCAUCUCCUUCGCCUGGCAGAUCUCGCGGGGGAUGCAGUACCUGGCCGAGAUGAAGCUCGUCCAUCGGGACUUGGCAGCCAGAAAUGUCCUAGUAGCCGAGGGGCGCAGGAUGAAGAUCUCGGAUUUUGGUCUGUCCCGAGAUGUUUAUGAAGAGGAUUCCUACGUGAAGAGGAGCAAGGGUCGGAUCCCAGUCAAGUGGAUGGCCAUCGAGUCCCUCUUCGAUCACAUCUACACCACCCAGAGUGACGUGUGGUCCUUCGGUGUCCUGCUGUGGGAGAUUGUGACCCUGGGGGGCAACCCCUACCCUGGGAUUCCUCCAGAGCGGCUCUUCAACCUUCUGAAGACAGGCUACCGGAUGGAGAGGCCAGACAACUGCAGCGAGGAGAUGUACAGUCUGAUGCUGCAGUGCUGGAAGGAGGAGCCAGACAAGAGGCCAGUGUUCGCUGACAUCAGCAAAGACCUGGAUAAGAUGAUGGUUAAGAGCAGAGACUACUUGGACCUGGCCGCGUCCACCCCAUCUGAUUCCCUGCUGUACGACGACGGCCUGUCGGAGGAGGAGAUGCCCCUGGUGGACUGUAAUAACGCUCCCCUCCCUCGAACCCUCCCCUCCACGUGGAUUGAAAACAAACUCUAUGGCAUGUCAGACCCGAACUGGCCUGAAGAGAGUCCUGUACCACUCACGAGAGCCGAUGGCACCAACACUGGGUGUCCAAGAUAUGCAAAUGAUAGUGUAUAUGCUAACUGGAUGGUUUCACCCUCCGCGGCACAAUUAAUGGACACGUUUGAUAGUUAACAGUUCUUUGUGAAAGGUAAUGGACUCACAGGGGAAGAAACAUACCGAGAACAGAGAGUCUGCUGGCCCCUCCUUGCACAUUUCACACUGGCUGGUGAUUUUCCCUCCCAGCAGACUUAGCGCUCUGGACCAGUGUUCUGAGUCCAGCAUGUAGGUGUCCCUUCCUCUUCAGUCCACGGCAGCACCCAGCGCUGGUCUGGGUUCAGCAGUGAGCGCCACAUACUCCGUGCUCACACGUGUGGGUCCCUCACGCACUCUCCGAACUGUUUGAUUUUUCCGGUUGCCGUCAAACGAGGCCACACGAUUUAAACAUGAAGCACACACACCAAAAAGGCAGCAGGAAAAAAAAACUGGCCCAGACGACCUGUCCUUGUUCAGAAUGAGAGCCCGGCCAGGCCUCAUAGGGUUGUCAAAGCCCAGCCAGGGCUGGAGAGGGAGAGGGGACCUCGGGACAGGCCUCGGCUCAGCCUUCGAGAUCCUGAGAAUGUUUUUUUUUUUUUUAAAUCAUGGAACCUUUUCUUAGGGAGACAUUUGAUUUUUAUCAUGAUUAAAAUGAUUCUUAGAUUUAGCACAGUGGAGAGACAUGAUGCCGCAUUUGCUGUGUAGGUAGGUGGUGUGAGGGGAGAGGGCUCCCAGGACACAGUUGUUCCCAUCGCUGAGUAAUCACUAACCCCCUGACGAGAAGUGUGUGGAGGAGUGGGGCCGUUGAGUGGAGUGGCCUCAUGUCCAAGGACUGCUGACCGCAGAGACUUGUGGUGAAUCCCUGCACACCACAGCCUUCAGCGUCCCCCCGUCCAGUGCUGAAAAGUGGCAGAGGCUCAUCUCACACAUUAGUGGGGUGGAACUUGUGCCCAGUUUCAAAGGGACAGUUCAGCUAGUUAGGUUAGAAGUAGCAUCGACAGUGACACCUCUGAUUACGAUUCUGAUGGAAAAGACAGUGUUUUGGCUCUUAUAGAGCUUGUGUGAAAAGGUACAUGUGUCCACUCUUCCUGUGUUUGUAACAUAAUGCUGCUAUGGGAAGACCUUUUUGUUUUUUAGGUUCUGACCGUGACUCGUAAGCUUCUUGUCAUUCUUCACUGCUUGUUUGUGGUCACAGACACUCAGCACUCCUCCCAUCCUGCCGGGGUGGCUUUCAGGAAGUCCCGGCAGCUCUUCUUUCUGUCCCAGCGCUGUCACUUUGCAGGAGAGGGUCAGUUACCAAAACACUGCCUGGGCUUCAUACUUAAACCACUGUGAAAGGACUUAAUGUCGUCUCAUUAAAAUACUGGAUUUUAUAACCAUUUCACGAAAGCAGUAAAAUUAUGGCAUUUUUGUGGCCAGGAAGGCUUGGAUGAGUAUGUGGAGGAGCCGUGUGUGUGUGUGUGUGUGUGUGUGUGUGUGUGCGCGCAUGCCCAUGUGUGUGCACACACCCAGGAAGAGCGCUGGAGAAACACUUAACUGCAGAUGCAUUGCGGCUUUAGUUUGGGCCGUUGUUCAGACACGCUGUGUGAUACGUUCUUUUACAAAUAUCUAGUUGUGGUAAAUUUUGGGGUUUCAGCUGUGCUUAAUGAUAAUCUUGUUAAAUGCAGAAGUGGGGAUAAACUUUCUCAAGUUAUUAAGAAUGCCUACUCAGUGUGAGUGGGUGCAGCAGGUUGUCCUCGGCAGGGUGAGAACUCCAGGUCUAACUGGCUGACCCAGUGAUGGGGAAUUAACCCUUGAUUCAUAAUCUAAUUGUCUAUUCCUAAGUUAUAAAGGUACUCAUACUUAUUAGCCCUAUCAGACAGAGUUUUCAUAUGCAUAUACGCAGAGAUGACUAACUAUUAAGCAUUACUGAGUAUUAAGUAGCAAUCUGUCCGUUAUUAAAAUUUGUUAAAUCUAUUUAUGAAAGGUUAUUAAACCAUACCAUGUUAAUUUGCUUUUGUAAUCAAGGUGACUAAGAAAAUAAUCUCAGUUAUGUAAAUAAAAUC